Messenger RNA from Candidula unifasciata, 1881 nucleotides. NCBI's taxonomy places the organism in Eukaryota, Metazoa, Mollusca, Gastropoda, Stylommatophora, Geomitridae. The record is from the annotation of a GenBank genome assembly.
AUGAAUAUAAUCGUGAAAGCUCACCUGCAGAGAGAAGAUGGCACUGUGGAAGUGCGAAGAAUCCCUAUAGCACUGACUGGUCAAGACAACAACAAUGGCAUCUUUAGAGAUAUUGCAUCAAAAGUGGGCAAUGUUUUUCCAAGUCUUGAAAACAAAAGAUUCACCCUAAAGUGGAAAGUUGAUGGCAUGAAAGAAAAUGGCCCCGAAGACUUUGUGGACAUAAUGUCAGACCAGGGUCAAGAUGUGGACGAGGGUGAAGGCAGUGCUGGGGAAAGCAAGAAAGAUGAUGCAUGUGAUGGUGGUGAAUCCUUCCCAGGGUUCAUGAGAAGGCAUUUCCGUCAAUCCCCACCAUGUUCUGAGUUUGGUAACCCAAUGGAAUUUUGGGACAGGAUGGGUGGUCAUCACAUGGGAAUGUCCGGAGCAUUUGGUGGACCUGGCCUUUUUGAAGGGCCUUCACCCUUUCACUUUGAUCACCAUUUUGGACACCACUUUGGCCAUCAUCAUGGAAAAGGGCGGCACGGAAAACGACACCAUGGAAAAGAUGGCUGGAAAGGAAAUUUGAGAGAUGCGGUGCCUGUUGCACACAGACGAUGGGCUAAGAGCUACAUUCGCACGUGGCGUGUCCAGAACCUGAAAAAUGCAACAUCAACCAGCAGUGACAGCGAGCAAGAUGCUUUUGCCUUGGACACUUCCAAUGUGCCGGAGGCCUAUAUGCUGUGGUUGGAGACUUUGCUGCCCAAGUGGCACCGACGUAUAGGAGAGGAAACUUCAGAUGUGAAGAAAGAUGAAGCUGUGGAUUCUGCAACCAAAGACCAGCUUAAGGCUUCGGUGCCAGUGGAGUUUCGUAAAUGGGCCAAGUGGUACUUAUCCAGGCAUUUUGGUAAGAAAGAGUCUCCCAGAUUUCGCAAGCAUGGCAGCGACCAUGAUUUCGGAAUGAAAUUGGCAACAGGUUGCAAGAAAAACUGGAAAAGAGCUUGCAAGAUGCAGACUCUCAGUGUCUCAGUUCCGAUGAUGCAUCGUAUGUGGGCCAAAAUUUUCAUCAAGGACUGGCGCCAGGAGCACAACAUUCCCGACCCGAAAAGUGGCAACCAUGGAGCUGUCUCCAGCGAGAGUGAAGACACAGAGAAAGAGACGGCUAAAGGAGACAUAACCAUCCCCAAUGACUAUGUCCGAUGGAUGCGCAAAUUCCUGGCAAGAUGGCACCUGUGGAGAGGGGAGACCACUGAGAAAGUGCAGAUUGAAAAAGGAGGAAUGGGAGAGUUCAAGGAUACUGUCCCCAAGAAUUUCCGCAAGUGGGUGAAAUGCUUCCUCUGGCGUCGUUACGGCAGUGGGGUAGCAAAGGAAGUGGACACUGCCAACCAGUACCAGAAGUGGCUGCAAGCUUUUCAGCACAAGUGGCUGCGGGAUCAGGAGAAAGGCAGCAGUGCUGAUGAACUGGUUCUAUCCAGCAGUGAUGAGGAUGCCCCAAAGCCAACAUCUGAUGUGGACACAGCUGAAAAAUUAGUGGAAAGCUCACUGAAGAAACUUCGCUUGGAAGGGGAUGAAAAUGGCACCAGAAAUGUGCACUUUGAUCCCAGCACCCAGGGUGUGGCCAGAGAAAGGAUGCCAAGAAGAGAUAACUCUGCAUUUGGUGAUUUUGAAGGGGCGCUCUUCAAUAAAAAGACAAAUCCAGGAUUUCGCCAGUGGGCUUUUGAAGCUUUGUGGCAGUGGGAUGGGAAGACGGCCUCCAGCACAGAAGGAGCAGCCAGCAACGAGCAGAUCCCACCUCAUGUCUACCACGUGAUGUCUAGGAUGAUGGCCAAAAUGCAGAUGAAGAAAAUGAAACAGGAGCUGAAGCAAGCCAAACAGGCAAUGAAGGCUGCCAAGAAAGCACAGAAAUAA